Molecule: messenger RNA, 1431 nt
Organism: Odobenus rosmarus divergens (Pacific walrus)
Lineage: Eukaryota; Metazoa; Chordata; Mammalia; Carnivora; Odobenidae
Gene: NARS1
Product: asparaginyl-tRNA synthetase
Exons: 12
Coding region: 1-1431 (476 amino acids)
Biological process (GO): asparaginyl-tRNA aminoacylation
Cellular component (GO): cytoplasm
Molecular function (GO): nucleic acid binding; ATP binding; asparagine-tRNA ligase activity
Source: RefSeq, a predicted model, not a curated record
AUGUCCUUGGAGGUGACCGACACGACCGCGGGGAUGGUACUAGCAGAGCUCUAUGUCUCCGAUCGAGAGGGAAAUGAUGCUACAGGUGAUGGAACCAAGGAGAAACCUUUUAAAACAGGCCUAAAGGUAAAGAUUCAUGCACUAGAAGGAUACAGAGGCCAAAGAGUAAAGGUGUUUGGCUGGGUCCACAGGCUGCGUAGACAAGGAAAGAAUUUAAUAUUUCUGGUGUUGCGGGAUGGUACAGGCUAUCUUCAGUGUGUCUUGUCAGAUGAUUUGUGUCAGUGUUACAAUGGAGUCGUCUUGGCCACUGAGAGUAGUGUUGCGGUGUAUGGAAUGCUAAAUCUGACUCCAAAGGGCAAACAGGCUCCGGGUGGCCAUGAGCUGAGCUGUGACUUCUGGGAACUGAUCGGGCUGGCCCCUGCUGGAGGAGCUGAUAACUUGAUUAACGAGGAGUCUGACGUGGACGUCCAGCUCAACAACCGACACAUGAUGAUUCGGGGAGAAAACAUGUCCAAGAUCCUGAAAGCACGUUCAGUGGUCACCCGGUGCUUUCGAGAUCACUUCUUUGAUAGGGGGUACUAUGAAGUUACUCCUCCAACGUUAGUGCAAACUCAAGUGGAAGGAGGUGCUACACUCUUCAAGCUUGACUAUUUUGGGGAAGAGGCAUUUUUGACUCAGUCCUCUCAGUUGUACCUGGAGACCUGCAUUCCAGCUCUGGGAGAUGUGUUUUGUAUUGCACAGUCAUACCGGGCAGAACAAUCUAGAACACGAAGGCACCUGGCUGAAUACACUCACGUGGAAGCAGAGUGUCCUUUUCUGACCUUUGAGGAGCUCCUGAACCGAUUGGAGGACUUGGUUUGUGACGUGGUAGAUAGAGUCUUGAAAUCACCUGCAGCGAGCAUAGUGCGUGACCUCAACCCGAACUUCAAGCCUCCCAAACGGCCUUUUAAGCGGAUGAACUAUUCAGAUGCUAUUGUGUGGCUGAAAGAACACAAUAUAAAGAAAGAAGAUGGAACUUUCUAUGAAUUUGGAGAGGAUAUUCCAGAAGCUCCUGAGAGACUGAUGACGGACACCAUUAAUGAGCCCAUCUUGCUAUGUCGAUUUCCUGUAGAGAUCAAGUCCUUCUAUAUGCAGCGAUGUCCUGAGGAUUCCCGCCUUACAGAAUCUGUUGACGUGUUGAUGCCCAAUGUUGGUGAGAUUGUGGGAGGCUCAAUGCGUAUCUGGGAUAGUGAGGAAAUACUGGCAGGUUAUAAAAGGGAAGGAAUUGACCCCACUCCUUAUUACUGGUACACAGAUCAGGGACCGCCGGGCGGCGGGGCUGGCUCCCGUGAGGGGCGUGUCUUCCCUGGCCCCGCCCCCGAGGCUCCGGCCUGGCCGGCCGCGAAUGAGCAGGCGCGCCGCGAGGGCUCAGGGGGCAGCGACGCGCGAUAA